AUGUUUCGCAUUGCACGUGUCGUUCGGGCCAGGGCGUUCUCUAGCUCACGGUAUGUCCAGGCAUUGAAGCCGUUUCUUUUGGCAGACGUCGGUGAGGGCAUCAAAGAGUGCGAGGUCAUCCAGUGGAUGAUCCAGCCCGGUGCCCGUCUUGAGGAGUUUGAUCCAGUCUGUGAGCUUCAGAGCGAUAAGGCGACUGUUGAAAUCACGUCGCGGUUCAGCGGUGUGGUCAAAAAACUCCACUAUGAUGUUGGAGAUAUGGCGCAAGUUGGCCAACCUUUGUUGGACAUGGAAGUAGCUGACAAUACUGUUACUGACGAGCCUGAGCCUGUACAAAAUACGCAAGAGCAGGAUUCCCUCGCUCCGGCAACUGAGUCCGAGCCCGUAGAGCCCCCACAGCACCCGACAUCCGACUUUAUUAAAGCCUUGGCAACUCCAGCCGUACGUCGGUUGUGCCGCGAGAACGAUAUUGACAUUACAUCUAUCAACGGUUCAGGUAAAAGUGGCCGAGUCAUGAAGGAGGACGUUCUUGCUUUCCUGGCGGGCGGCUCUUCCGCGGCCACCGGCACGGCAGCCGCGCCUGCUUCAACUUCGAUCCCAGAAGUGGCUUCUUUGACGCCCAUUAAGGGUGUUGCCAAGCAAAUGUUCGGCUCAAUGAGUGCAUCGACGUCUAUUCCUCACUUUUUAUUCACAGAAGAAAUCGUUAUGAACAAACUAAUGGCACUACGCAAGCGGGUCAACUCCUCUCUUACAGGCGGCCAAAAGCUUUCUUACAUGCCCUUCAUGAUCAAAGCACUUUCACUGUCCAUCAAAACGGCUCCGAUCGUCAACAGUCGGUACGUUGAAGAUCCUGUCAAGGGACCAUGCAUCGAGACACGACCGGCGCACAACAUUUCAAUUGCCAUGGACACUCCUCAGGGUCUGGUGGUACCGGUCAUCAAAAACGUCGAGCGCAAGAGUGUGAUGGAAAUCGCCAACGAUCUGGUCCGCCUGCAAGAACUUGGUGCCGCAGGAAAGCUCACCAGCGACGAUCUCCAGGGCGGAACGAUCACCCUGUCCAACAUCGGUACUGUCGGUGGAACCUACGUUGCUCCUGUGCUUGUAUCCUCCCAGGUUGCCAUUGGUGCAGUUGGUGCUAUUAAAAAACGUCCAGUCUUUGAUGAAAAUGAUAAUAUAGUGGCAGCGCAUGUCAUGAUGACCUCCUGGUCGGGUGAUCAUCGCAUCUUAGACGGUGUCACGCUAGCUAAAGCAGUUAUGCGAUGGAAGCAUUACUUAGAACAACCCGAAGAUAUGCUGCUAGAGCUUGUUUGA
Molecule: messenger RNA, 1308 nt
Organism: Wickerhamiella sorbophila
Lineage: Eukaryota; Fungi; Ascomycota; Dipodascomycetes; Dipodascales; Trichomonascaceae
Product: Lipoamide acyltransferase component of branched-chain alpha-keto acid dehydrogenase complex, mitochondrial
Exons: 1
Coding region: 1-1308 (435 amino acids)
Cellular component (GO): mitochondrion; cytoplasm
Molecular function (GO): lipoic acid binding; acetyltransferase activity
Source: RefSeq, a predicted model, not a curated record